Molecule: messenger RNA, 1525 nt
Organism: Acipenser ruthenus (sterlet)
Lineage: Eukaryota; Metazoa; Chordata; Actinopteri; Acipenseriformes; Acipenseridae
Product: ubiquitin-like protein 4A
Exons: 4
Coding region: 363-836 (157 amino acids)
Biological process (GO): post-translational protein targeting to endoplasmic reticulum membrane
Molecular function (GO): protein binding
Source: RefSeq, a predicted model, not a curated record
CCGCAGUUGCAUCGAAACGCAACCGGCUGAGGCUGUCUGUCUGGAGCCGUAAUGACGCCAUGGCAACCACUCGAUCACGUGACGCAAACCCUUCUUUUAAAACGCAUUUUUAAAUCAGAAUUUAGACGCGUCUAUUGAAGCCACCGAGCAUCGUGUUUUAUUCCGUUUCACACAAGCAAUUGCAAACUGUUAUUGAUGUUCAGAUUUCCAGAGAAAGUGUUUCUUAGCGACCCAGGAACCGUUUGUUUUCGGUGAAGCAAAAAAUAAAAAAAAGAUUGCAAUUUCUUGGGACAUUUGAAAAUAUAUGUAAACUGAUACAUAGUCUGUUAAGUAUUGUACAGCCAGUGAUCGACUGAAUUAAAAUGACAAUGAUUCUUACAGUGAAGCCGCUGCAAGGGAAGGAAUGCUGUUUACAGGUCUGUGAGGAUGAGAAGGUCUCCACAGUCAAGAGUCUGGUCUCUGAGAGGCUCAACAUACCUGUCAAUCAACAGAGACUCCUGUACAAAGGCAAGGCGCUGGCAGAUGAGCACAGACUGUCACACUACUCCAUCGGUCCCGAUUCCAAGCUGAACCUCGUUGUGAAGCCCCCAGCAGAGAAACAAGAGCAGCACUCCCUGUCUCACCCCUCGCCUCACCCCGGGUCAGUGUGGCACAGCCUGCCUGCUGUUCUGAACAAACACUUCACCCCUGCCGACGCAGUGAGAGUGCUGGAGCAGCUACACAAGGAUUACGAGAGGAGCCUGCGCUUGUUGAGCCUGGAUGAUUUGGAGCGGCUGGCGACCCGCAUGCUUCACCCUGAGGCUGUGGAGUGCAUGGAGCUGUCCUUCCUGGACUGAGGAAUACUGCUGCUGCCCUCCCCUCUCCACCCUCUCGCCUCUCCACCCUCUCGCCUCUCCACCCUCUCCCCUCUCCACCCUCUCGCCUCUCCACCCUCCCCUCCCCUCCCCCCUCUCCCUUCCCCUCCCCCCUCUCCCUUCUCCACCCUCUCCCCUCUCCCCUCUCCCCUAAACCCUCUCCCCUAAACCCUCUCCCCUCCCCCCCUCCCCUCCCCCCUCUCCCUUCUCCACCCUCUCCCCUAAACCCUCUCCCCUAAACCCUCUCCACCCUCUCCCCUCCAUCCUCUCACUCUCCCCUCCCCCCUCCCCCCCCUCCCCUCCCCCCUCUCCCUUCUCACCUCUCCACCCUCUCUGUGUGUAAAAGAAUAGAAGCACGCCACUGGCAUUUAAACAAUAAAAUCUCUGGACAUUCCUGUAUUACCAGCACCACACCCACUGAGCAAGACAUUGAGCAGCCCCAGAUCCUAACCAAGCUCCAGUCCAGGGUUUACCAGCACCACACCCAAGGGACUGAGCAGCUCCAGAUCCUAACCAUGCUCCAGUCCAGGGUUUACCAAAUACACAAGUCCAAGCAACAGCUGCGUUUCAAACAUGUUUUAUUUACAGUGGUUCCAGGUGUCUUGGUUUGAUCAUUUCAUAACGCAAUGAAACAAAAUAAAUCCUAUCUGCACUUGGGAGAAUUAACUUUG